AAACUUUUGGCACGAACGGGGGGCGCGGAGUUAAGUGUACCGCCAGCCAAUGGUGAGCGCGUGGUGCCGGUGUGGCUACACGGCGGACAUGCUGGGUGGCGUGAGCGUGCGCACAGAAGAUGGAGAGAAGCAGGCAAAGUCAGGUAACUUCAAGCACUGUUUUUGUGUUUCUGCACUGACUUGUACCGCGUUGAAAAGUCUCACAGCUAACCAGCAGAGAGUCAGGACCUGGAAGACGGUGUUUUUAGCAGCAGAAGCGACUUAGUCCGUCCUGCUUUGUCAUUUGUAUCGCGCUGCACGAACUGUUUUCUAAUACGUGCCUUGGUGGCAACAUUGUUUCUAGAGUCCGUGCAGUAACGUGGACUUUAUUUUUCAAGUAGUUUACAAGCAGGGCAGCGAGGUUAAGAUGUUUUAGUACUUUUUUUAAGUAAUGGUAUUUAUUUAGUAGUCUGUUUUUAUUAUUUGUUUAAGGAGCCAUUCUGUAAGAUUUAUUCUUUCAGGUUCACAGUCUUUUGUAAGUAGCAUGCGGCCUGAUUGUAAGGGCGCCACAUUUGAGGCAGGUGUGUCGAAAUCUUGCCUCAGAGCAGGUGUGCAUGUCCUAAAUUUAAACGCACAACUUAAAAUGCAUUAAAGUAAAACACAGUUAAUUCAGUCUAACAUUUAUGAAGCUGUAGAAAGAGUGAAAUGCUGUAAGAGGAUGUUUAACUCCACUCCAUUUCUACCAAUGUUCUCGUCAGGCUCUACUUUCUUAGCUGAUUCAGUCAACUUUAACACAGCACAGAUAUGCUGGAGAUGGAGGACAUUCAGGAGCCCUAAAAGCGGGUCAGCUUCAGUUUUUUAAAAUGAAUAAGUUGUUCUGAUAAGAAAGAAGUUUUUAAAUAUCAUUUUGCCCUUUAACUCUUUCGUGCAAGAUUAAGAAAACAAAAUAUGUAUUUUUACUUUUAAAAGACUUUCAAAAAGUUAAUUUUAAUUGAGUUUUUAUGCUCAGAGGGAUCAAACUACUACAGACAGACUGACUAAUUGGUUGGGAAAGUGAUGGCAUUUAUUAGACAACAGCAUCAUGUUAUUGUCAGCCCUCACAAGGUAAAUAUCACCACUAUGUUUUUUAAUUCAUUUGAAUUCUGUUUAAAUCAAACUCCUGGCUGAGAGAGCCAUGGAUAAUUGAGUAAGUUGUAAAUGAAAUAAUGAAUUUAUACAUGACUUUUAAUAGUUCAAUUAAACUACUUACUUUGGAUUUUUUUUAAACACUGAUGAUCUUAGAUGGCUCUGGAGACAUCCAAAAUGCCUUUGUGGUAAUAUUUUACUCCACAAAAUAUGUUCCCAUCUGUAGAUUUGAUCAAAUUUUCACUUAAAUUCAGCAACUUAGUUCCUCGUAUGUCAGUAUUAUCAAACAGCUGUAUUUCGUCAAAUGGGGGGAAAAGGAAGAAUGGAAAAGUAAUGAAAAAACAAUUAUGUGAUAUUGGCUGACCUGCUCUCCUAAUAUCUGUAUGGGCUGUAGAAAACUGUAAUCAAUCAACUUCAGUCAAAACUCAAGAAUUUUGGCCAAGCUUUCAGAAUGGCUGAUUUUUCCAUUUGUUUGAUUGUAGGGGAGGGAAAUAUUGCAAGAAUAUAAUAAUAUUUCUUCACCAUUGAAUCAUGAUCAUGGUUGUCUCUUUAAGUCGUAAGGCUACUUUGGAAGUUACUGAUUGUUAGAGCCAAACAAAUGUAAUCUCAAAACAAAAACAAAUAAGGAUACCAGACCACUGAUGCAAAAUAUGUUUUUAAAAAGAUUUGAUUUGUUUGUGCAAUGUGGCCCAUUCAUGCCAAGCAUAUCUGACAUUAAAGAAGUAUGUAUGAAAUUAUAAAUGAGACUGAGGGUGGGUUGAUCUGGUUUCUAAGGUGCUGUCCAAACCCCUCCAGAUGGUGAACCUACAGCGGGUCUUGGAGCUGGAAACAUGGAUAAGAAAGACCAACACGAAGCUGAUUCAGGUCAACGGUCAGAGGAAGUACGGAGGACCACCUGAAGGUGAUAGGCUGCUCAAAUUAAACACAUUACCUUAGGGGUGGGCGAUUUCACUUACAAUGUUAAUCACGGUAAUUGGAUUUGGACAUGAGACCACAGCCUACCUACACACAUCCAAAACCAACUUUUAUUUAUUUAUUUUUUUGACACCAAAUAUAUUGACAUGGGCAAAAUGACAUUGGUUAUUGUCCUUAAUUUUGGUAUCUGUAAAAGCCCAGGCUUCCUCUCCCCAGCCACUUUGUCCAAUUCUUCCCGGGGGACCCCAAGGCGUUCCCAGGCCAUAGGACAUAAUCUCUCCAGCGUGUCCUGGGUCUUCCCCAUGGUCUCCUGCCAGUGGGACAUGCCCUGAACGCCUCACUAACAAGGUGUCAAGGAGGUAUCCUUAUUAGAUGUCCAAGCCACUUCAACUGACUCCUCUCAAUGCAGAGGAGUAGCGGCUCUACUUCGAGCCCUUCCUGAAUGACUGAGCUCCUCACCCUUUCUCUAAGGGAGAGCCCAGCCACCCUGCAUAGGAAACUCAUGAGGACCAAAUUCAUAAAAUGUUUGGACAAAACACACAAUUUGCUUACUGACUUGCUGGCGUCAUUCUCUUAAACAGAAAAAAGCAUACCGCCCUCCACCGAAAGACACCAGGCCACUGCCUGAAGACAGAUUUCAGAGUUGCAGCAGUCGAUGGUUUAAAUAGUAGGGCAGUUUCCUUCAAGUCUUAAAUGCUAACUUGCUCACCCCUUUUGUCAGUGAAGCUAUGGUGGCCUUCAGGGUCAAGAAGCUCCUGUGAUACAAAAGUUCAAAUCUCUGUUUGUAAAGGUUUUUAUUUCAAAAACCGGAACACAUAUUAGCAUGUGUACAACAACUCACUGUCUUAUUACUGUCAUAUACGAACUGGUGCAGCCAUUUAAUUUAAUUUUGCAAAUCCAAGUAUUUUGUCCAUUGAGAGCAUUUGUAGAAACAUAGCAGGAUAAGUUAACGGCCUCUGAAAGGGACCUGUUUCUGUUUAGACCUAAACAACUCAUAAGUUAACCAAAACAAUGUGAUUUUAAUUUCGGUAAUUAUAUGUCUAAUUUAACAUACUUAUUAACAUUUAAAACUCAGUUGUCUUAGUUAUUAAUUGGAUCAUGUGUCACACAUUUAAAGACAGUCUAUGGAAAGUUUACUGUCAGUAUCUGACAAAAACAUAACUGUGAUAACAUCAGUAGUAAAGGCAGGUAUCAUCAGGAUUUAUUGAUACCUAAAUCAAUUUCUAGACUGCACUGAUGUGAUAGCUUUGCAUUAUCGCCCACUCCUGCUGACCAGCAGUUCAGAGACUGAACAAAUGAUUUUAACAAAGAGGCAUCAUGAGAUAACUGUAAGGAAUAACCUUGACCCUCCUUCUCUUUUCUCCUGUCAGUGUGGGACGGCCCCCCACCAGGAGCCCAGUGCGAGGUCUUCAUCAGCAAGAUCCCAAGGGACACCUAUGAGGACCUGUUGAUCCCGCUCUUCAGCUCCAUUGGGCCACUCUGGGAGUUCCGACUCAUGAUGAACUUCAGUGGCCAGAACCGCGGCUUUGCUUAUGCCAAAUAUGGCUCGGCAGCUGUAGCCGCCAAAGCCAUUCACCUGCUGCACGGCUACAUGCUAGAGCCCGGCCACCACCUCAGCGUCCGCCUCAGCAUAGAGAAGAGACAACUCUGCCUUAGAGACCUGCCGGCCACCACCAGACACAAGGAUCUUCUGCAGGUACAAGCAGCUCUGUGGAGAAAGACACUGAUUUUUUUUACAGCUGAAGAAAAAGAGAGGUCCAUCUGUAUGAGAAUGCUGCUGGAUGUCAAGUGUGUUGGAUAAACAUAUUUUCAAGAUUGCAAAUGAACUUGAACUCAGUUUUCAUGUCUGUUCUUCAGGUUUAUGUAUUCCCUUUAUUUGACUCCUUUCAGAUCUGGAUCAAAAAUCAAUUCAAUAACUUUUGUUUUACAUGGUAAUUUGACAUCAAGCUGUUUGUAGUUGACAGCAGUUAUUUCUGUACUCAUAAAUACUAUUUAGAGUCAGUAGAGUUUCCUAAAAUCUGUUUUCUUUCAGGUGCUGCAUGCCCUGGUGGAUGGCGUGGAGAGUGUCUCUCUUCAGUCUUUUAAGUCUGGCCCUGGGAUAGAGAGGACGUUUGCAAUAGUCACCUUUUCGUCACAUCAGACUGCAUCUAUGGCCAAGAAAAUUGUGGUGGAAGGUAGGAGCUCCAGAUGAUGGAAAUGGAUCAAUAAGAUAUAUUUUAAAUGUCCUUUUAUGGUGUUUUGGUAAAGCAAAGUCAUCUUUGGUUGUGUUUAUAAUGCUUCCUUGAACAAUAAGGUGGUUUUGGUAAGGAGUUUUCUGAAAAAAUAUUUAAAUCAUAAUGUUUUUUCAGAAUCACCUUUCAAAGGUAAAACUAGACCCUCUUUGAGUGACACAAGUGCUUUUGAAACAGAGGAGAAAAUGGUUGAAAGAGACGGAGAUAAGAAAAAUGUUCUCCAAACACUCAGGACCCAAUCUACCAAAGGUCUGUGUUUAAAAACUUGCAUUAACUUCAGAGCACCUGCAAACAAAAAUGUAAGCUGAUCUACUUACAUUGUGCAGCGACAAUUAAGCCUCACAAAUGUAAAAGAUAACACAUGUUGUGCAUUUGCCUAAAUUAAAACCACAAAACCUCAGUUUAUGACCAGUAUUCAUUCUGGGGCCAGGAUCCUUUAAUAACUGAGAUAGAGAGCUUGAGGAGUGAAGAAAGGCAGCAUUUAAUAAAUGAUCAGGAUGGAUUCAUGUUUCUGAUAUGGAAUAUAGAAAUAUAGGAAACAACACACUGGUGAGUUCACAAUGAUUGCCCACAACCAUCCAUACAUCCUGUACCAUAAGGCUUUAACCACAUCAGACCAUAGUGAAAACAUCUUAGGUCAUCUCUGUGCAUUUUUUUUUUUUUUUUUUUUCAUGUUGUGUCUGAGUUUACCGCUUUCAGCAAUUCUGCGUCCAAUCAAAGCUGCUCCUUGAGAGCACAUCCCAACCGCGAAAAAAUCAUUCCAUUUGUUCUCUAAUAAAGGUUCAGUGGGAUGAUGCGUACUAAUAUUGAACAGUUGGUUAAAGUGUGCCUUUUAUGGUUUGUGGCAUUGUAUAAUGAAUCAUGUCUUUUUGGCUGGAGUUAAAGGAUAAGAACCUGACUUUGGGUAAAAUAUGAAGUUAUUAUAUUCAGAGACUGAAACGCUGAUAUCCUAUUCCAUUAAUGCGGUGGCCAAUAAUACACUUCAUCUAGGUAUUUUCUAUGUGUGGGGAAUGCUGCAACUGCAAAGUUCAGUUUGGUUUCAGACAUUACUGACCUAAAUGGUUGUAGUAAAAGGCUUAAAAGGGAUAUUUCGGCAAACACACCAUAACACUGAGUUAGACACCCCCUCAAGAGAUGAAUGUUGCUGAUCGCUUGCUUCUCUAGUUAUACCAACUUUGGAAAGACCACAUGAUAGCAAUACACAGUAGUCUGAGGGACCCAGCCAUAGUACUAGCCACCAAACAUCUUUUUAGCUCUGCCUGAUUUCUUUAGCAUAGAGACUAAACACAACUCACCUACUCUCUUCCAGCAGCCACUUAAUUGUAGGGAGACCUCGGGCCAGUCCAUACGCAGACUACAGCAGAGUUUCGCAGCUCAAGGAAGAACAUAUAAUUUCUUCAUGGAAAUGCAAUCAGACCGAGACGCUCAGGCAGAUGAACUACUGUGUCUGCAGUGCAAAAUGAUUAAUAUGGUUAUUAUUACUCCAAGGAAAUGAUGUAUCGAUCAUAAAUGUUCUUCCUUGAGCUGUGUCCCCCCGCCUCAGUCGACGAUGGACUGGUCGAGGUCUCACUACAAAUAAGUGGCUGCUAGAAGAGAGUAGGUGAGUUGUGUUUAGUCUCUUUGCUAAAGAAAUCAGGCAAAGCUAAAAAGAUGUUUGGUGGCUAGUACUAUGGCUGGGACCCUAUAUGUACUGUUGAUGAAGUUAGGUGCUGUUCUGAGCAUUAGUGCCUAUAAAUUGGUGUUGCGGUUGAGGUUUGUUUAUGGCUCCUCAGACCGCUGAGGAGCCAUAAACCAUCAUGCAGUCAUUACUAAAGUUGGUAUAACUAGAGAGGCAGUCGGCAACAUUCAUCUCUCAAGGGGGUAUCAAACUCGGUGUUACGGUGUGUUUAACUCUAAAUUAAUUUUACGCCGAAAUAUUCCUUGAAGCAUGGUUGAGGCCAUUAUAAAUUUGUGUGGAAAAUCAAACAGGAACUUUUAUUCUCAUUUGCACACUGCACAAUGUUUCCCAAAACAAUAAUUAUUAAAAAAGUAGCUUUAAAAAUAGAUAAGAUGAGUGAGAAAAGAAUUAUUCAUCACAUUCUUGCAUGCAUUCAUCUGCACACAUAAUUUCACCUCCAGAUUAGUACAAGACAAGGUAGAUUUGGAGAAAAAAAGUUGGAGUGGGAGAGAUGCUUACAGUGCAAUUGGACCUUGUGCACUUUACUGGGAUAUUUUUGUACAUUGAAGUUAUAGCAUCAGCGUAGUUGCACAUGAUUAUUGUACCUGAAGUAGUGUGAAUGCACCAAAGUUGGUAUUACUGGCGUGUGAACACAUUAAGAAUCCAAGCAGGUAAUUAAAGAUGAAAUAUUACUGCAUAAAUAAAAGUAAAUGCUUCAUGAAGAGUGCCUGUGAUUGUACUGUUUUUCAUUGCUAUACCUGUGUGUGUUUAGCAUUCAAGAGGCAGUUCUCUCUGUCCAUCUCAAUCACAUGGCAAUCAGCAGUGAAGCUGAGCAUGGACAAGCCUCCCCCUCCACCGAAACCUUCAAAGAGUGUCCUGCUGACCCCCCCGAAGCCCCCACGCCUCAAACCUAACUCUGCCCAGCACCCUGUCCUGCCUCCUACCUGGGCACGACCGCCAAGUAUCCCCCCGGGUUUCCACAGGGCUGUGGGAGGUCCCAGUAACCUGAGGCACCCACUGCUGCCUGGCUUUUCCCCCGCCCAGAGGAAGGAGUCAGAAACCUCCAGCAGUGUAGCUGGGGGCUGCAUUUGCACUUCCUGUGGAUAUCCUUAUGAUGUUUUGUAAAACACACAAAAGUUUCAUCUUAAAUGUGGUUGGUUGUUCAGCAUGGUUUUAUGGUUGUAAAGUAGACGUCCAUGUAGUUUGAGCUUUUGUGGUUUGUUUGCAUGCUUUUUAUUGUGUGUUACCUUUUGUAUUUGUUCCUCAUUUUAAUUAAAUGAGAUUUGAUACUGCAAUGAAAA
Messenger RNA from Xyrichtys novacula (pearly razorfish), 7208 nucleotides. The record is from the annotation of a GenBank genome assembly. NCBI's taxonomy places the organism in Eukaryota, Metazoa, Chordata, Actinopteri, Labriformes, Labridae.